Messenger RNA from Epinephelus lanceolatus (giant grouper), 3802 nucleotides. It is a transcript of the gene sgpl1, whose product is annotated as sphingosine-1-phosphate lyase 1. Lineage: Eukaryota; Metazoa; Chordata; Actinopteri; Perciformes; Serranidae. Gene Ontology annotation, biological process: sphingolipid catabolic process; carboxylic acid metabolic process. The record is from RefSeq and is a predicted model, not a curated record. Gene Ontology annotation, molecular function: sphinganine-1-phosphate aldolase activity; pyridoxal phosphate binding. Gene Ontology annotation, cellular component: endoplasmic reticulum.
AUGGAUUACUGGAGUGCCUUGGAGGUGUAUAAGGAGAUGGUCCUGCUGUACCUGGAGGAGGGCCAGCGGCAGGUCAACUUGCGUUGUGCGGACCUGGAGCCAUGGCAGAUCAUUGGAGCGACUGUCCUCACCACACUGGGAGCGGUCUGGAUCAAAGGCUUUCUCUUCCAGCAAGAAAGUCUCCCGUCCCGAAUCAAGAAGCUGUGCUUUCGACUCAUCAGGAAAAUACCCUUUGUUGGCGCAACAAUUCAGAGUCAGCUCAACAAGGCUCUAGAUGACAUGUCUGCUAGCCUGUGUACUCUGAAGGAGGGGAUGAGCUACACAAAACAGCUGCCCUCUAAAGGCCUCUCUCAGAGCCAAGUGCUGGACAAAAUCAGAGAGUACGAGACUCUGAAUGAGGUGCAGUGGGAGAAAGGAUGUGUUUCCGGUGCAGUAUACUGGGGAGAUGAAUCACUGACUAAUCUCCUGGUGAAGGUAUAUGGAGAUUUUGCGUGGAGCAACCCACUUCACCCAGACAUCUUUCCUGGCGUGAGAAAGAUGGAGGCAGAGGUUGUCAGAAUGGCGUGCACACUUUUCCAUGGUGGACUGAAUGCCUGUGGCACAGUUACCUCAGGGGGAACUGAGAGCAUCCUGAUGGCCUGCAAGGCGUACAGAGACAUGGCGUAUGAGCGUGGUGUCAAAUACCCUGAAAUUCUUGCACCUGUGAGCGUCCACGCAGCCUUUGACAAAGCAGCACAUUACUUUGGGAUGAAGCUUGUUCACAUUCCCCUCGACAAGAAAACCAUGAAAGUAGAUGUGAAGGCUAUGAAGAGAGCCAUCAGCAAGAACACCGCCAUGCUUGUGUGCUCAGCGCCUCAGUUUCCUCAUGGAAUAAUGGAUCCCAUUGAGGAAGUAGCCAAGCUGGCUGUGCGCUACAACCUCCCACUGCAUGUGGAUGCUUGUCUGGGAGGGUUUCUCAUUGUCUUCAUGGCCAAGGCUGGUUACCCACUCGCCCCGUUCGACUUCAGGGUAAAAGGUGUCACCAGCAUCUCUGCAGACACCCACAAGUAUGGUUAUGCCCCUAAAGGUUCCUCAGUGAUCCUCUACAGUGAUAAAAAGUACCGUCACUACCAGUACUUUGUAGCUCCUGACUGGCAGGGGGGAAUCUACGCCUCGCCUUCCAUUGCAGGCUCCAGGCCUGGAGGAAUCAUUGCCGCCUGCUGGGCGACCAUGAUGCACAUGGGAGAGAAUGGAUACAUCGAUGCCACGAAGAAGAUCAUCAGCACAGCACGCAAAAUCAAGAAAGAGAUCAACAAGAUAAAAGGCGUGUUUGUGUUUGGGGAUCCAGAGGUGUCAGUGGUGGCAAUAGGCUCAGACGUUUUUGAUAUUUUCCGUCUGUCUAAUGCGCUGACGUCAAAGGGCUGGAAUCUGAACACGUUGCAGUUCCCAUCCAGCAUCCACAUCUGUUGCACAGUUCUGCACACACAGCCGGGCGUUGCUGAUCGGUUUGUGCGUGAUGUCAAAGAGCAGGUUGCUAUCAUCCUCAAGAACCCCCAAGAGAAAACCACAGGAAUGGGAGCAAUCUACGGCAUGGCCCAGUCUAUCCCAGACAGAUCCAUGGUGACGGAAAUCUCCCGAGGUUUCCUGGACUGUCUCUACAGCACUGAGGUGUCAAACGUCAGCCACAUGAACGGUAACGGCAAAGCCCACUGAGGCAGGAUCGGGCCAGGAGGGCCCGACCCCACCGCACGCAGGGAAACACGCUCGCCUCCUCCCAGAGCACUGAGCUAAUUGCUCAACAGUUGCCUUAUCUUGCAUACCUACACCAUAUGGAAAACAUCUGCAAAGAUCUUUUGAAGCACAAGCCAUUGUCAUUUUAAUCAGCCCAGAGGGAAAUUGCUCGUAACACUUUGCCUCAGUGGCACAGAGAAAAAAUGACUGGUUCCAAACGAGUUUUAGUGUUUUCAUUUGAUUUUGUUAAUGUAGUGGAAGUGUGUGUGUUUGUUUUUUAUUUGUUUUAAAAGUUCAUUUCAAUUUUAGUUUUUGUUAAAUGCAUAUGUCUGUCAUAAUUUCUACUGAUUACAAAGCAAAACCAUUCCUUUUUUUUAUUUUUACUGCCGCAACAUUUCAGCUUGUUGCCAUCACCACUUCACUAUCUGUGAUGACUCCGCAAAAACACAGACCACUGAAAGCUUUUUAGAAACGCUGUGCUGCCCUCUAGCAUGACACCUGAUGUACUGCUUUAAAAUGGCUCUACACAUGGAGGCCGGCUGAAGGUGAAAGUUAUCAUUAUCAUGUAGCAGUUCUCUGGAAGACAGCAUUUUUAAUGUAAAAGCACUGCAAUGGCCUGACGAGAACAUAUCAGGGUUAUCUGUGAAUCACUUGAAACAACAAAUUCCGAUGUUAUGAUUAGAAGUUUGUCUGUAAGCAUGAACAUGCAUGUCUUUGUUUGUUAGCACUUAGUAUGACGACAUUCAUUUUGUUUUAAGUCUGCAUUUGUGGUCCAUCUAUCAUGGUUGGAUUUGUAGACAGAGGGAGAGUGAUUCAGAUAAUGGGAGUUUUAAUGUCAUUAAUAUUCAAUAAAAUUGUCUUUAAAGUUUAAAUAAGGGAGAAGUUUUAACCAGACCAUGAAUACUUUAAAAGCAGCUUGUGGAAUCCAAAUUUUAUUAACCACUUUGGUUAUUUUUGGGAUCGCUUUUCAGAUUUGGAAAAGGACUUCCACACAGAAGCUGGUUUGUUAAGUAAAGCAGUGAAAUUUAACGUCUUUUAACAGACUGGACUGAAGACUGUUCCGACCCUUGUCUACUGUAUGUUGUCAUGAAGCAAAAAACGUAAUACUUUCUCCGUAGAGUCACCUGUGUACCACCUUGCUUUAAUCAUUUGUCUCCUAAUUCAAUCUACCUCAGUUUCUACUCAGUACAAAUGUCACUAUUCAUCCACUGAAACGUAUUCUAACAGGGCGACUUUUUUUUUGUUUCAUUUAUAACAUCAACUUAUUAUGGCAUUUGACAAACUGUACUAAAGUGUUCUUAGAUAAACUGAUACUGAAAGGAAACAGAUCCACUGUGAUGGCGGUUUUAGAUCCACAGACUGACAGAUUUGAUAGUUUUAUGUUGGGACAAACCCACUCUCUGCCCUGUCUGAAUGUGCAUAUAUUUAGUAAAUAUCCAUUCAGCAGGAUACUUACACAUUUACUAACAGGUUGACAACUUAGCGAUGCAUUCUGUAACACCAAAACAAACUUGUCUUGUUCUCUUUGCUUUCUUAAUAUUGCUUGUUGACAUUGUAUUUCCAUGAAAUUAUUUCCAUGUUUGUGCAAUACAUAACUUUUCCUUUUGUGAAGUGAUACCAAUGGGAAUGCUCUGCUAUAAAUGUUUAAGAGAUAAGUCAUCAGAAGCAUAGUGUUGAAUGACAGCAUAUCGGCGUUGUUAGUGUAAUUUAACCAUUUGUGCGACCACUGGGUGUUUAUUAAUCACUUAAUUUGUGAGUCCUCUUUGUGAGUGUUUAUGUUUUUGCAUACUGAGCAGUUCAAAAAGAGAUUAGACAUGAAUGUAUGUAGUUUUUUUUCCAUCUUCUAGUCAGCACCUGGUUAAAUAAGACAGGACUUAAUGUCCUCAAACUCAUCAUGUGUCCAUCCAUCCAUUUUCAGAUCAUAUACCCAGUGACAGGGUGUAGAAACCUGUGCCCAUGCAAAAAAAGACUUUUCCAACAUGACUCAUUCUGUUUGCUUUCAAGAAAUAUCCUCAAAAAUUGUGGUGAUUGAAUGGCCAAGAAAUCUCUUGUGAAUAAAAAUAUUUAAUGCAAAUUCCUCUUUAAGCAUUAA